This is a messenger RNA of Diorhabda carinulata, 3567 nucleotides long. RefSeq lists its product as uncharacterized. NCBI's taxonomy places the organism in Eukaryota, Metazoa, Arthropoda, Insecta, Coleoptera, Chrysomelidae. Gene Ontology annotation, cellular component: membrane. The coding region runs from base 267 to 1187 and encodes 306 amino acids. The transcript is spliced from 6 exons. The record is from RefSeq and is a predicted model, not a curated record.
CUCAACAACGAGAAACCUGUUCCCUGCCUUCGGUUUCCUUGACUCGACUUGGAGUGUCAUCUGAAAUACGAAGAACUACUUUCGAACAUUCCGUGGCAAGCACUACCGUGAAUACUUCUCGUAGGUAAAAAAAAAUUUGGUGGACCUCUUCUCCGUCGAAUAUCAUGCCCCCGGGUCACCAGACACCCGAAUAAACUUAACCGAGUGACCAGUGUUGAAUUUUAUGUGAUUUUGUGGAACUUUUUUAGUGAAAAAUAUAUUUAACGAUGCCUUGUUCAGCUGUUACUCUCAGUUUGGCUACUAUUACCUCCAUCAUCGCCGUAGCUCUUCUAGCGAUUGCUUUUACAACGGAUAAUUGGUUGUAUAUCGAAGUUAAAAGAUCCAAUAUACAGGCUUUUCUGAGUAAACAUUCAGAUGUUCAAAGUCAAGCUCUUUUAGAAAGCGUAAAUUCCAAAUAUUUCUAUUACACCAGAACAAAAGGACUUUUCAGGAUAUGUUAUCCAAAAGAGAGGCCACCAUUGGUAAAAACGUAUUUGAGUCCGCUAGAAACCCAUUGCAAUAAUGUUAACUACUAUAUUCCCGAUGAAAAUAAUGAUACGAGAGAUUUUACGGAAGACGCUUGGACUAGAUUACAUAUGGGUCGUUCCAUGAUAGCUUUAUUCAUCCUUUCGUUUGUAGCAGUUUUUGCGGCUUUUUGUACAGGUGUCACGGGAUGUUGGAAACGUUCGCCCGGGAAUAUUACAGCUACGGCCAUACUCAUGUUAUUAGCGUGCCUUUUAAGUGCCGGUGCUAUGGGUCUUUGGCACGGUGUUGAGUACUACGAAAAAGAAAAACAAGUAGGGGAAGAAUAUUACCAACAGUGGAAUAGCGUUUUGCGCGACAACACGCGUGUCAACUACGAUUGGAGUUAUAUGGUAGCGUGGGUUGGUGUCGGGUGGUCGCUGGUCGCGGCCAUUUUAUUUUCCGGAGCUGCCAUGUGCCUGCGAGGGGAACGGGAACGCGAGGAGGCUAUCAACAUGCAGUAUCUAAUGCCUGGUAACUUAAUAUGGCGAUGGGAUCAUUUUUCUUUUCAUAAGAGCACUGACACGAGUUUAUUGCUUUUUUUCGAAAUAGUAACAUUUGAAAUUUACUUUUCCCCGAUCGACCCUAAAUACGUAAAAUAUUUCGUUACAAUAACAAAUAUUUGAAGUUUUUAUUUACCCCUAUCGCUCCUAAAUACGUAAAAUUUUUCGAAAUAGUAACAUGUGAAAUUUACAUUUCCCCGAUCGGCCCUAAAUACGUAAAAUAUUUCGAUACUAUAACAAACAUUUGAAGUUUACAUUUACCCCUAUCGCCCCUAAAUACGUAAAAAAAUAUUCAUAUUAAUAACAGCGAAAUUUUAUAGUUUAUUUACUGUACUAUAAUUAUUCCUGGACUAUUUUUAUAUCCAGUGUUAUAAAAAAGAAGAAGAAUCAUCGAGUUGAAAUGAAAGCUGCAGGUUCUCUGUUGUAUACAUAUUCAAAUAAAGUAGAAAUAUUAAUAAUUGUAUAAAAAUCUGAUUUUUUAAAGAAAAAAUCUUGUUUCACUUGUUUCAGUAGCUCUUAUUCAUUAUAACUUUCCUUUUUUGUAAAUAUAUUUCCGAAAUAAACGCUUUAUUGCUUUUUUUUACUAUUAAAUAAUUAAUCAAAUUUAACAUUUCUAAUUUCUCAGUGUACAUAAAAAGGUAUUAUGAACCUAAAAGGUGACUGUUCAAAUUUUUUCUUCAAACUAACCUCAAAUUUCAAACUUUUUUUUUUGGUAAACAAUUUUCCAAAUACGGUUCGUCUAUUAUAGAUUCAAAAAAUUGAUGCACGUCGAAAAUGACAGUUUUCAAAGUUUCUUUAUUAUUUACUGAUUCUCCUAAUACUAUUUAUCGAUAAAAUCAUAAUAUUUCACGCCAAGUUUACAAUUUUUUGGGGAAAUUACGUUGUAAACAUUGGCAACCGUGUCGUAUCGAUAUUCGUUUUUGUCAAAUUCAUCGUAAAAAUAAGUAAAUUAUGUCAGAAAAUAGAUAAUCAGUAAUUUUCGUAACUAUUUCAAUGGAAUCUUGUUUUAUAAAUCAAUGGCUUCAAAUUUGGACAUUUUUAAAUAAAUACUACUCACAAAAUUUAACUUUCCAUUGGUUGUAUUGAAAAUAAUCAAUAUCAUUGAACAAUCGGAAAAAAUUACAACGUGGCAACUAUGUAAAUUAUCUCUCAUGUAGUUUUAAGAACUUGUAGUAACAGCUGUUUAUUUCUCAUAUAAUUUUCACAUACAAUUAAAAUCAGAUGAAAUUUAUAAUCAUUUUAAAAAAAAUAUAAUUUACUAAUAAUAUUAAUAUUUCCCAGCAUUAAUUAAUUAGAAUUCGUAUUCAAGUCAUAGUAUUUGUUUCACAUUUCCUUUGUCUCCGUAUUAUUUUGUAAAGCCGGCAACGUCGAAUAAAAGUUUUUUCUUCUUUUUUAUCAGCUGUCAGGGUUUUUAUUAGUUUUUUAGACUCGUUCUAUGGCGUGCAUCAAUGUAAAAAGUUCCGCGUUCCUAUCAAGUACUUUUAUGAAUGAUUCUUCUUUAAAAACAAAUAUUUAUUUAUACGUAUUGAAAAAGUUUAAUUUUUUAAUGGCUUGACAAACAUCGUAUAUAGCUAUGAACAUUACAUAAUGCUAAUUAUUUUAUUAUGAACUAUCUAAUUGCUUUUUAUUAAUUGAAUUAAUUAUUUAGUUGAAAGCCUUGAACAACGUUAUAACUUUUACUACUUACCUUACAACCCACCUGUAAAUAACAAUAAUUUUCUGUUUAUUAACCAGUGGUAUGUAAUUUUUAUCUAUUGUUCGAGUGAAAAGAAAAAAAUAAUUAUUAAAAUCAGUGAGUGGAUAUUGGGAUUGAGACACGUAUAGCACGUGUGAGGUAAUACAUGACGUGUCCCGUGUAGUUCAGACACAGUUUGCCGUGCCACACGUCUAGGUGACUAUCAAGCAAUUUCUUAAUUUUUUUAAGAAAAACACAUGAAGAAUCGGAUAUUGCAAAUGAUUCUAAUUCAGAACUUGAGUUCAAUAAUAACAAUAAUUGUCGAAAAUGUCGGCUAGUCACGAAAUGCCAAUCAAAUCAAAACCCCACCGUUUCCUAUUUGAAAGUGCGUGUUUCAAUAUGCGCAUCACGUGUACGAGUCGUGUCACGCCACCUCACACACUUUUAGAGACUAUAAGACAGAUAUUUUACACAGUUGCCACGUUUUAAUUUGUUUCCGAUGAUUCAAUGACAUGAAUCGAUUAUAUUUAAUUAUGAAAAGUUGAAUUUUGUGAAUGGUAUUUAUUUAAAAAUAUCCAAAUUUGAAUCCAUUAAUUUAUGAAACAGUAUUCCAUUAAUAUAGUUAUGAAAAUUACUGAUUAUCUAUUUUCUGACACAAUUUACUGAUUUUUACAAUGAAUUUGACAACAACGAAUAUCGAUACGGCACGGUUGCCAAUGUUUACAACGUAAUUUCCCUAAAAAUUGUAAACUUAUUCUAGGUCGAAAUGAAUAAUAACGAAAAACAUAUAAAAAGGUUUAAAUAAAAUUGAUUUUAUUUAAAUAUAUU